Procambarus clarkii (red swamp crayfish) is the source of this 549-nucleotide messenger RNA. The record is from RefSeq and is a predicted model, not a curated record. Lineage: Eukaryota; Metazoa; Arthropoda; Malacostraca; Decapoda; Cambaridae.
AUGUAUUACUGGCAAGCGGGGGCAGAAGGCUACAAAUUAAAACAACAGCUUUGUUGUAUCGGUGCCAGGAAAGGAAUUCUUGUGCCAGGGGAGGAAUCCCAGUGCCGGGAGAGGAAUCCCAGUGCCGAGAGGAAUCCCAGUGCCGAGAGAGGAAUCCCAGUGCCGGGAGAGGAAUCCCAGUGCCGAGAGAGGAAUCCCAGUGCCGAGAGAGGAAUCCCAGUGCCGAGAGAGGAACCCCAGUGCCGGGAGAGGAAUCCCAGUGCCGAGAGAGGAAUCCCAGUGCCGAGAGAGGAAUCCCAGUGCCGAGAGAGGAAUCCCAGUGCCGGGAGAGGAAUCCCAGUGCCCCCACGCCCUCAGCCCAGGCCCUCAGCCCAUGCCCUCAGCCCAGGCCCUCAGCCCACGCCCUCAGCCCACGCCCUCAGCCCAGGCCCUCAGCCCACGCCCUCAGCCCAUGCCCUCAGCCCACGCCCUCAGCCCAUGCCCUCAGCCCAGGCCCUCAGCCCAGGCCCUCAGCCCACGCCCUCAGCCCACGCCCUCACCCCAAGAUAA